Molecule: messenger RNA, 1090 nt
Organism: Lycium ferocissimum
Lineage: Eukaryota; Viridiplantae; Streptophyta; Magnoliopsida; Solanales; Solanaceae
Exons: 3
Coding region: 474-863 (129 amino acids)
Source: RefSeq, a predicted model, not a curated record
GCUAUUCUAUUACUAUCCCAUUUUUUGUUCUUUCUCUGCACUUCUGUAGUCUUCUUUAGCUUUGCCUCCUUUGCCUCAGCUUAUUUUACCACUGCUCUCUAAUGGCAGAUAUGUUAAACUUUUCACUUCUUUCAUUUAUUUUCUGAUCUGAGGUUCCAAUAUUUUCUCUUAGAUCAAUAUUUUUUUCUUUCAAAUAAUCUUUUAGGUUCCCAAGUUUCCACAACUUUAGUACAAAGAGACCAUUCUGAAUAUUGGGUUUUUGUUGUAUUGGUUUUGGUUAGAUUUUAAAGGAUGUGUUUUUGGUUAAGAAUGGAAAUGGUGGCUGUUUCUUGAAAAGUCAUCUUCAUUGAUUUUGAUUUUAAAGGAUGUGUUUUUGGUUAAGGAUGGAAAUGGCGGCUGUUUAUUGAAAAAUCAUCUUCAUUGAUUUUGUUUAUUGCAGGAAUCUUUGCCAGCAAAAAUUUCUUAUUUGGAAAAUGGGUAGAGGAAAAGGAAAGACAAAGAAGCAAUCCGUUCGUGAGGAUCUUGUGAGUGGCGAAGAAGAGAAGAUACCGGUGAGGAGAAGGGGAAGACCAUCACAGAAACCAAAGGAUGAAAUAGAGGAGGAAGAAGAAGUUGAGAAGGCAGUGGAGGAAAAAGAUGCCAUCUUGAACAAAGAUAUCAAGAACGAAGUAGCAGAAGAUGGAAAGAAGAGGAAGAGACCUUCACAAGACGGAGAAAAUAAGGAUCCCGUGAAAGAGGAAAAUGGAGUUGGAACUAUAACUAACUCUAAUGACUUAAUAAAGUCAGUUGGAUUCAGACCGAAUGGGAGCAGAAGGAAAAACAAGCCUAGACGGGCUGCCGAAGUUGGUGUUGAGUGCAGAUGAACGCACUUUACUAUUAUUUACAUGUGCUUAUUUUAUUUUAGUCUUUUUAUAAUUGCUUCUUUUUGGAAAUUUCAACUUAAAUUUUGCGAAGAUUUAUGCAGCAAGCUUUAGUUUUGCUGAAUGUAUUGCUCCUAUAUCCCUUCACCAAUUCUCUUUUUGCACGUCUCAUCAGUAUCCAGAAUGAUGUUUCUCCAUAACAUGUAAUUUUUGCUAGUUCCAGUUUGAAA